Psilocybe cubensis is the source of this 1353-nucleotide messenger RNA. RefSeq lists its product as uncharacterized. The record is from RefSeq and is a predicted model, not a curated record. The transcript has a single exon. NCBI's taxonomy places the organism in Eukaryota, Fungi, Basidiomycota, Agaricomycetes, Agaricales, Agrocybaceae. Bases 1 to 1353 code for a protein of 450 amino acids. Gene Ontology annotation, molecular function: protein binding.
AUGUCAACUCCACUGCCCCAGGAGAUACCCUUGCCUCAGCUCAACCAACAAACCCUCACUGUCAGGAAUGUGACCGAUCGAAUGCCCGUAGAAAUCCUUGCGUAUAUAUUUCAGUUUUAUAUCGACUUGUCCGUCAAUGCCACUCGGGGUGUUGGUGUCCCCCCCGAGGACGUUCUUCCUCUAGGUGCUGUAUGUCAACGAUGGCGCAAAAUUGCCUGGGAAUCUCCUCACCUGUGGAAUAAUCCUCUGUUCAAAAUAAAACCGCGCUCCACAACGGCAGCGCAAAUGGUACAGCUUGCAAUUGAGUGGCUUGGCCGCUCCGGAAAUCGUCCUCUUUCAAUCAAUAUUUUUGGGCCAUUGGAACCUGGGCCAUUGGAACCCGAGUUGCAGCAGGAUCUUCAGAUUUUCGCCCCUCUUGCAGAUGCCAUCUGUGAGGUCCUUCAUCGUUGCCAGAAACUCAUUCUAUCGGGGCUGAGCACCUCCAUGCUUGCACGUAUCUCUGCGGAGCGCCCCUUUGAUUCACCAUGUCUCUUGAGGGAGUUGGGGAUAUACUGCAUCUUAGAAGACCUCUCCGACCCAUUGGCUGUCAUCAAUUUUGGGAAUGCAGCACCACUCUCCCUGACCCUUGAACUAUUUAAACUGGACCGCUUUUCCAUAGACUGGAGCAAUCUUACUGAAUUUGUUUCGAGUUACUUAUCUCUCAAUGAUACCUUUAAGGUACUUACCCUGGCUCCUAGGCUUGUUAAACUCCGCCUUUUCAUUUACUCCAACGACGUUGUUCAAGAGAUUCCCAACGGAACCUUGGCAGGAACCACAUCCUUGCGCUGUGCAAACCUACAAAACCUCUAUAUAGACGCCUAUAGUGAAGAUCCUGAUAGUAGCGCCGCAAACACCCCGAUUGUUUCUGCCUUUCUCAGGAACCUCAUACUCCCAAAUCUGACUAUUUUCGGUGUCCAGCACGCUCCUCCUUUUCCAGCAGAAGAUUUUUUGGACUUGGUUGACCGUUCCCGUUGCACCAUCACGGAACUUUCUCUCAACUACGGAUGUAUCUCGGUUGAUGACCUUGUCCUUCUUGCAGAAUCUCUUACCUCGGUCACAUCCUUUUUUUUUCACCUCAAACCGACCGAUUCUGAUAGCGCUUGGGGACAGAUGGCACAUUUGGAAGACCUGUUGGAGGCGUUCUGCUUAGACGAUCAGUUCCACGACCUUUCAUCUGAAGACGAUGUGUUGUUUCCAAACCUGAAGCAUAUCUUUGUAGCAUCAGGCGCAAUGCCGCUUCCUUUAGAGCUUCUCCCUCGACUAAAAUUGAGACACUGUUAUAUGGCUGCCCAAGUGGGGAAAUAUUCCCCGUAA